AUGGCGGAGCUCGCGUCAGGCGCCGUGAGCUCGCUGCUGGGCGUCAUCCGCAACGAGGCGCUGCUGCUGGGCCGCGUCCGGCACGACGUGCAGUUCAUCCAGGAGGAGAUGGAGAGCAUGCAGAGCUUCUUGACCCACCUGUCAAAGAAGGCACCCGCCGGUGGCGAGCACGACGAGCAGAUUCGCACGUGGAUGAACCAGGUCCGGCUGCUCGCCCAGGACAGCAACAACUGCAUCGAUCUGUAUCUGUACCGCGGCAACCCCGAGAUCCAUCUAGCCAGGGGCGGCCUCCGGCGGUACAUCGCGUGGCUUCCCUGGUACGGUGUUGAGGUCCCAGCGAAAGGGGCGGGAGUGGGGCAGUCGCCUGCAGGGGCUGGUCCCACGCUGGCAGCGAUUGGUUCGCCAGUUGUGCAUGUAGCCACAACAUCUAAUGCUUCAGGAGGUGAAGAGGAUGACAGUGACGAUCAAGACGUCAUGGCGUUGGUGGUGACAGAUCGCUCUCAUCCAAGAGGGGCGUGUUUUGAGCCUCGUACGCCAGAGGAGAACGUUAGGGUGAAGCUAGCGGAAUGGAUACAGAAUGUUGCACAAUGCAACACUGUUAAGGGGGGAUCAGUACCAUCCGUGGCCAUUGUGGCACCGGAUAAGAAUGAAACCCUUGCUAUUGCAAAGGAAGCUUCAGCCAUGUGGAAAAAAUGCAAUGUCUUGGUCGACAUCCCAGCGGUACACUUCUAUUCUCGUGCCCUAAGAACUGAGGAUAUCUUGUACUAUAUACUGCGAGAACUUCAGCUCGCAAAAUCCCAACCCCAGCAGCAGGAAGUUCAAGGUGGGGGGGAUGAGGAUAUCAACAAAACAAAAAGGGAAAUUCUCUCCCAAAAAGGGGAGGUUGUGAGAGAAAUCACAAAAAUUAUCCAAGGAAUGAAGGUUAACAAGAAGAUUUCAGAAAUCAAGAGCACUCUUCAAAACAUGAAGGACAACCAGCCGCAACUCAAUUUGACAGAAAUGAGUAAGGAUGAGCUGGGCCUGCUGGAAUCCGCAAAAGAUGAACCCUUGGGCAUAUUCCUCCGAGCAUUGUGGCUGCUAAAGCUCAAGCCAGCUAAAGGUGCUCCUGCACACAAACAAGUCCAAGAAAGGAAGGGAGAGACACGUUCACGCGACGAUGUCAUUAAAGAAACAGCUAAGAUGCUUAAAAAGCAUAUGGAAAUACACGCAGAAGAUGAAAAAGAAGAACCACACACAAAGCAGAUUCUUCUCAAGGAAGCCCAGUAUGAAGACCUCUUACGUGAAGUGUUCCCCCCCGUGACCAUCAGGAAGGACCCGCAGAACCAGGAGGAAGACUCCAAGCAAGCCACAGCCAUCAACACCACCGCUGGCACUACAAUUAUAUUGGUCGAGGACCAAUUCAAAGAUAUGAUCCGCAAGAUACUGCAGGAGCUGCAGGAAGACAAAUCCAUGAAGAACAAGAAAUUAGAUACAACUGAGCUGCGGGAAGACAUAUCUCUGAAGGACAAAAAAAUAGAUACAACUGAGCUGCAGGAAGACAAAUCAGAGAAGAAACUAGAUACAACUGAGCUGCAAGAAGUAAAAUCCAUGAAGAAACCAAGUCAAGAUUUUAUACUGGAUGCUCUUAUUGAAGAAACCAUGGAGAGGUUUUGGGAAAUCGAGUGGGAGAUGAAUCAACAGCUCGUCAUCAAAGGGAUCAUGGACAAAAUUAGGGAUUGUUUUGAUAGAAAAGGUGAUGAGAUAAUCCUAGUUAUCCUCAAACUCGAUUAUGACUGGGUAUCCGGAUGGGAGGAGACCAAAAAGGCUUUCAGCAUUUUUGGUUGCAUAGCCGGUGCACUGAUGUUGACCUUUGAAGAAAACAGAACACGAGCAAAAGGAUAUUGUUGUCCGUCGCGGGAGCCUAUAGACUAUUCUGUUCUUGGGCUCUACCAUGAUAUCACACUCGAGCUUACAAACCAGCAGAUGAAUAAAGAGAGCGCCCAGAUUUUUCUCGGCAUCUUGGAGAACUGUCACCAACAUGAAUUCUGCAUGAAGAUCUUCGUUCAUGCUUUGUAUGCCAACCCCAAGAGGAGUGAUGAAGAACUAAGCAAGUUGCACAGAACCUUGCAGAAGGUUACAGACAAAUCAUUGGACAAAAUUGCUAAGAAGAUACUCAAGUUCUCUUAUAGUGAUAUGCCUAAAGAAUACAAGUCUUGUUUGAUGUACCUAGCAAUUUUCCCUAGACGACAACCCAUCAGGCGGUCAACCUUGAUAGGACGGUGGGUUGUCGAAGGGCUGAUAACCAAGGAAGACUGGGCCAGUUCUGUGCGUCAUGCCAGUCGAUGUUUUGAUGCGUUGAUCAAUCGGUGGCUUGUUUAUCCUGCCGAUAUUGGGGCUACAGGAAAGAUGAAGAGUUGUGUGAUAGGUGAUCUUGUUCAUGAAUUCAUUACCAAGAUCGCUAGAAAGCGGCGCAUUGUGGAAACACGCCUGUCACAUCACUUGGCUCUCCGCUUCUCCAUUUUCAAUGACCUCCGACUCCGUGGCUCGGAUAAAAUAGAUAGAUUCUUCGAAAAGCUCCAUGAAGAAUCAUCUCGAGUAUCCCUGAUCAAGGUGCUAGAUCUCCAAGAUUGCCAGUGCUUUGGACGGAAGAAUCAAAUCUACCUCAGGGACAUAUGCAGCAAGAUGUUACUGCUCAAGUAUCUGAGCCUAAGGGGAACAGAUGUUACCCAGCUGCCGACUGAAAUCAAUAACCUCCGUGAGCUAGAAGUAUUGGAUAUCCGAGAAACAUAUGUGCCACCAUCUGCAACAGUAAAUGUCUUACUCCUGAAGUUGAAGCGUUUGCUGGCUGGUCGCAUUGUUCCAAGUUCGGGGGUAAGUAGUACUGAACUAUUUAGUGUUGAGAUCCCUGAUAAGGUCGAAAAAAUGGUAAACAUGGAGGUAUUGUCCAAUGUCAAGGCACGGACGAGACAAGAUAUGAAAGAUAUUGGAAAGUUGUGGCAGCUCAGGAAGCUUGGUGUGGUUAUUCAAUACAAGGAGCCACACCUCAGGAAUUUUCUUCGAGCUAUCAGUGAUCUGCAUGAGUGCCUGAAGUCUCUGUCAAUCACUCUUCCCAAUAUAGAGGACAACAAAGAGAUCAGAGAUUGGGUUCUUGAACACUAUAAAAACUCUCCCAAGCUUCUCGAGAGCCUAAGCAUUACUGGAACCACACAAACAGUGCAACUUCUUCGGUUGUUGACCAGAGAUAUUGACCAACUCCAACUUCGCAAGGUAACUCUAUCUGGUACCCGGCUGUAUCAGCCUGAUCUGAAGGUCCUUGGCAAGCUUCCCAAAUUAAUAUGUCUCAGGCUCCGAGAUAACGCAUACAUCGAUAGCAACCUCACCUUCAACAAUGAU
Molecule: messenger RNA, 3372 nt
Organism: Triticum aestivum (bread wheat)
Lineage: Eukaryota; Viridiplantae; Streptophyta; Magnoliopsida; Poales; Poaceae
Exons: 2
Biological process (GO): defense response to other organism
Source: RefSeq, a predicted model, not a curated record